AUUCAUAAAUUCUUUUUAAAGGAUGAAACAUCUUCUGACCCUUUCUCAACUGCUACUAGUCCAAGAUCAACUAGGAGCCGUGGGCGUGAUCCUUUAACAUCCAGUCCUGGUCGUGAUUUACCGCCAUUUGAAGAUGAUUCUGAACUUCUUGGAGAUAAUGAGCCUGUCCAGGAAGAGGAUGAUGGAGAAGAGUUGUUUGGUGAUAACCUGGAAAGAGAUUACCGUCCAAUCCCAGAAUUAGAUGUUUAUGAUCAAGAACACCUGGAUGAUGAGGAUGACUACUCGGAUAUAUCAGAGAGCCAGCGACAGGCUGCUGAACGAGAAAUACGUCAGCGAGAAAAAGAGGAGGGUAGACUGACCGGUCGAAUGAGAAGAGGCCUUAUGUAUGAUGAAUCUGACGAAGAAGAUGAUCGGCCUCGUAAACAUCGGAGGGCAGAGAGAGCUGCCGAGGGUGAAAUGGAGGAUGAUGAGAUGAUAGAAAGCAUUGAAAAUCUUGAAGACAUGAAAGGUCAUUCAGUGAGAGAAUGGGUAUCCAUGUUGGCUCCAAAAACAGAAAUUAAAAACAGAUUUAAGAACUUCCUUAGAACAUUUGUUGACGCAAAGGGACACAAUGUGUACAGGGAGAAAAUUCGUCAAAUGGUUGAAGGUAACAAGGAGAGUUUGAUUAUUGACUACAACAUGUUGGCUUCUGUAGAACAGGUUCUAGCAUACUUCCUUCCUGAAGCGCCAACUGAAAUGCUGCAGAAUUUUGAUGAAGCAGCAAAAGAAGUUGUAUUGAGUAUGUACCCUAAUUAUGAGAGAAUAGCUAAAGAAAUACAUGUAAGAGUUGCGGAGUUACCUCUCAUUGAAGAACUUAGAUCUUUAAGACAAUUGCACUUGAAUCAGCUUAUUCGUACAAGUGGUGUGGUUACCAGCUGUACAGGAGUUCUGCCGCAGUUAAACAUCAUCAAGUACGACUGUAACAAGUGUAACUUCAUCCUUGGGCCUUACUACCAAUCUCAGUCACAGGAAGUGAAGCCGGGUUCAUGUCCAGAGUGUCAGUCCACAGGGCCAUUUGAAAUCAAUAUGGAACAGACUUUGUAUAAAAACUACCAGAGGAUCACACUACAGGAAAGUCCUGGCAAAGUGCCAGCUGGCAGACUGCCAAGAUCAAAAGAUGCAAUAUUAUUGGAUGAUUUAACAGACAACUGUAAACCUGGAGAUGAAAUUGAAAUGACUGGGGUCUAUCAUAACAACUAUGAUGGGUCAUUGAACACAGCCAAUGGGUUCCCAGUAUUUGCCACAGUUAUUCAGGCCAACUACAUUACAAAGAAAGAUGAUAAAUUAGCCGUGAGCAGUCUGACAGAUGAGGAUAUCAAAGCUAUUGUACAGUUGUCAAAAGAUGAAAGAAUCGGCGAAAGAAUAUUUACCAGUAUAGCACCAUCGAUUUAUGGACAUGAGGACAUCAAGCGAGCCCUGGCUCUAGCUGUGUUUGGUGGGGAGCCAAAGAAUCCAGGGGGUAAACAUAAAGUCAGAGGUGAUAUUAACUGUCUUAUUUGUGGAGACCCUGGUACAGCAAAGUCUCAAUUUUUGAAGUACAUGGAGAAGACUGCCCCUAGGGUUGUUUAUACGACAGGUCAGGGUGCUUCAGCUGUAGGUUUGACAGCCUAUGUUCAGAGAAACCCUGUAUCGAAGGAGUGGACUCUUGAGGCAGGAGCAUUGGUGCUUGCUGAUAAAGGAAUCUGUCUGAUUGAUGAGUUUGAUAAGAUGAAUGACCAAGACAGGACAAGUAUUCACGAGGCGAUGGAGCAACAGAGUAUUUCAGUGUCUAAAGCUGGCAUUGUUACAUCAUUACAGGCCAGGUGUGCAGUACUGGCAGCUGCCAACCCGAUAGGUGGUCGAUAUGACCCAUCACUAACCUUUGCUGAAAAUGUUGAUUUGACGGAGCCUAUCCUGUCCAGAUUUGAUAUCUUGUGUGUUGUUAGGGAUACAGUGGACCCCGUGCAGGAUGAAAGAUUAGCGAGAUUUGUUACAGGAAGCCACAUGAAACAUCACCCAAAUGCUACUGAAGAAGAGAUGGAUGAAAACCUGAAUAGUUUAAACACAACAUCAACCGUUGAGCCAAUACCCCAAGAUCUGCUGAAAAAGUACAUCAUUUAUGCAAAGGAGAAGGUACAUCCGAAGUUGAACAAAAUGGAUCAAGAUAAAGUGGCGAAAAUGUAUGCAGAAUUAAGAAGAGAGUCUAUGGCUACUGGAAGUAUUCCGAUUACUGUGCGUCACAUAGAGUCGAUGAUUCGUAUGGCAGAAUCGAAUGCGAAGAUGCACUUACGAGACUACGUGAAUGAGGAUGAUGUGAACAUGGCCAUCAGAAUCAUGUUGGAGAGUUUCAUCAGUACACAGAAAUUCAGCGUUAUGAGGACCAUGAGGAAGACAUUCGGUCGGUACCUAGCAUUCAAAAAGGAUAACAACGAGUUGCUGUUAUUCAUAUUAAAACAGUUGUCUAAUGACCAGAUGUCCUUCCAGAGAAACCGGUAUGGACAGGAACAAGAAAUCAUUGAAAUUUCUUGUAAAGAUCUCGCUGACAAGGCCAGACAAAUAAACAUUCACAACUUGACACCGUUUUACGACAGUGACAUUUUCAAGGCCAACCGAUUUAACUAUGACUCUAAACGCAACAUGAUAAUACAAAAUGUGUAAAGUAGCACCAAGGAAGACGAGCAUAUAUCGCAGAAUAAAAAGUGCUAAAUUCAUGCCAUUGCUUUAGAAAUUGGAAAGAAGAAACAAAAAUGUUUUAAAAAAAACAACAACAAAAACCAAAACUUUUUGAAUAUUAAAUGUGCUAUUUCUUUAAUAAUAACAAGAGUUAUGAUGAGAAGACUUUAUUUCAGUGCAUAAAUGAUUAACAAAUAUAAAAAAUAUGCAUGCAGCAUAAAAUGAAUUUUUUAAUUCUGAUCGUAGUUUUGAUAACUAUAUUAAGAGUCAAAGUUCAAACUGAAUCAUAAUCAUAUAUAGAUCUGAAGUUAUGCUCUUAGGUCAUAAGGUGAAGGUCAUGUAGCUAUUCCACUUGUUAAGGGACUAAAUUGUAUAUACAAUAUUAUGUUAAGGACUUGCGUGUGUUUAAACUAUUGUUUUACAAGGUUAAACUCAAAGGUCUAUGUUUUCAAAAUCUGAUGUUUAAGACUAAAGAUGUGUUCAAGGGACAAUGUGUUCAUAUUCUGUAUAUAAUUAUUCUGAUCCACCAUAGUGUUCUUAAGAAAAUGAAAUGUGUUCAGUGUUUGUGAAUUAUAUUUAAAAGUGUUGAAACCAUAUGAAUUGUAACUAUGCCAAGCACUUGAUAAACAAUUUGAUAGAAAUUAACUAACAAAAAAGUCAUGAUGGAAAUUUUUUAAGCAAUUCUACAUUUCAAUUAUUAUUAAUUUUGAUGUUAAGGCUUCCAAAAUUCAACUAAAUCAUGUGUUGGUUGAAAAUAAAUAUGAAAUGAACAAUUUUUGAACAAUAUAGAUUCUUAAUUUCUGCUAUUUCUAUUAAAUUUUGUAUACAAAAUGUAUUUUUAAAGAAUUUAUGAAAAUGUAUUUAUAAAUGAUAUAAGUUUGUUUAUAGGUAUAUAAACGUUUCUGUCAACUACUUGAUAAUAACUUUUUGUAAAAUUAUGGGAAAAAUUUCUUUGUAUGGAAAGAAUUUUCUUGUAAAAAAUAUUAUAAAAUAAAACCCAAGACCAAAAAAUAAA
Messenger RNA from Ruditapes philippinarum (Manila clam), 3706 nucleotides. Its product is annotated as DNA replication licensing factor mcm2-like. The transcript is spliced from 17 exons. NCBI's taxonomy places the organism in Eukaryota, Metazoa, Mollusca, Bivalvia, Venerida, Veneridae. The annotation marks the transcript as partial. Gene Ontology annotation, biological process: mitotic DNA replication initiation; double-strand break repair via break-induced replication; DNA replication. The record is from RefSeq and is a predicted model, not a curated record. Gene Ontology annotation, cellular component: nucleus; MCM complex. Gene Ontology annotation, molecular function: single-stranded DNA binding; ATP binding; single-stranded DNA helicase activity.